AUGGCCAGGAGAAACUCCUGCCAGCUGUAUCAGGUAAUAUCCCUGUUCACUUUUGCUGUUGGGGUCAAUAUCUGCUUAGGAUUCACAGCAAAUCGAAUUAAGAGGGCAGAAGGAUGGGAUGAAGGCCCUCCUACAGUGUUAUCAGACUCCCCCUGGACCAACACCUCUGGAUCUUGCAAGGGCAGAUGCUUUGAACUUCAAGAGGUCGGACCCCCUGAUUGUCGGUGUGACAACCUGUGUAAGAGCUACAGCAGUUGCUGCCAUGACUUUGAUGAGCUUUGUUUGAAGACAGCUGGCGGCUGGGAGUGUACUAAGGACAGAUGCGGAGAAGUAAGAAAUGAAGACAAUGCUUGUCACUGCUCAGAGGACUGCUUGGCCAGGGGAGACUGCUGUACUAAUUACCAAGUGGUUUGCAAAGGAGAGUCACAUUGGGUAGAUGAUGACUGUGAGGAAAUAAAGGCCCCAGAAUGUCCUGCAGGGUUUGUUCGCCCUCCAUUAAUCAUCUUCUCUGUGGAUGGUUUCCGUGCAUCGUACAUGAAGAAAGGCAGCAAGGUCAUGCCUAACAUUGAAAAGCUAAGGUCUUGUGGCACUCACUCUCCCUACAUGAGGCCGGUGUACCCGACAAAAACUUUCCCUAACUUAUACACUUUGGCCACGGGGCUAUAUCCAGAAUCACAUGGAAUUGUUGGCAAUUCAAUGUAUGAUCCUGUAUUUGAUGCCACUUUCCAUCUUCGAGGGCGAGAGAAAUUUAAUCAUAGGUGGUGGGGAGGUCAACCGCUAUGGAUUACAGCCACCAAGCAAGGGGUGAAAGCUGGGACAUUCUUCUGGUCUGUGAUGAUCCCUCAUGAGCGGAGGAUAUUAACCAUCCUGCAGUGGCUCACCCUGCCAGACAACGAAAGGCCUUCAGUCUAUGCCUUCUAUUCCGAACAACCUGAUUUCUCUGGACACAAAUAUGGCCCUUUUGGCCCUGAGGAGAGUAGUUAUGGUUCACCUUUUACUCCGGCUAAGAGACCUAAGAGGAAGGUUACCCCUAAGAGGAGACAGGAAAGACCAGUUACUCCUCCAAAGAAAAGAAGAAGAAAAUUACAUAGGAUGGAUCAUUAUGCUGCGGAAACUCGUCAGGACAAAAUGACAAACCCUCUGAGGGAUAUUGACAAAACAGUGGGGCAAUUAAUGGAUGGACUGAAACAACUAAAGCUGCAUCGCUGUGUAAAUGUCAUCUUUGUUGGAGACCAUGGAAUGGAAGAUGUCACAUGUGACAGAACCGAAUUCUUGAGCAAUUACCUAACUAAUGUGGAUGACAUUACUUUAGUGCCAGGAACUCUAGGAAGAAUUCGACCCAAAUUUAGCAAUAAUGCUAAAUAUGACCCUAAAGUCAUUAUUGCUAAUCUCACGUGUAAAAAACCAGAUCAGCACUUUAAGCCUUACAUGAAACAGCACCUUCCCAAACGUUUGCACUAUGCCAACAACAGAAGAAUUGAGGACAUCCAUUUAUUGGUGGACCGAAGAUGGCACGUCGCAAGGAAACCUUUGGAUGUUUAUAAGAAACCAUCGGGAAAAUGUUUUUUCCAGGGAGACCAUGGAUUUGAUAACAAGGUCAGCAGCAUGCAGACUGUUUUCGUAGGUUAUGGCCCAACAUUUAAGUACAAGACUAAAGUGCCUCCAUUUGAAAACAUUGAACUUUACAAUGUUAUGUGUGAUCUCCUGGGAUUGAAACCAGCUCCUAAUAAUGGGACUCAUGGAAGUUUGAACCAUCUCCUGCGUACUAACACUUUCAGACCCACCAUGCCAGAGGAAGUUACCAGACCCAACUACCCAGGGAUUAUGUACCUUCAGUCUGAUUUUGACCUGGGCUGUACCUGUGAUGAUAAGGUAGAGCCAAAGAACAAAUUGGAUGAACUCAACAAACGCCUUCAUAUAAAAGGGUCUACAGAAGAGAGACACCUCCUCUAUGGACGGCCUGCAGUGCUUUAUCGGACUAGAUAUGAUAUCUUGUAUCACACUGACUUUGAAAGCAGUUAUAGUGAAAUAUUCCUAAUGCCACUCUGGACAUCGUACACUGUUUCCAAACAGGCGGAGGUCUCUGGCAUCCCUGAACACCUGACCAAUUGCGUCCGGCCUGAUGUCCGUGUUUCUCCGAGUUUCAGUCAGAGCUGCUUGGCCUACAAAAAUGAUAAACAGAUGUCCUAUGGAUUCCUCUUUCCUCCAUAUCUGAGCUCUUUGCCAGAAGCUAAAUAUGAUGCAUUCCUUGUAACCAAUAUGGUUCCAAUGUAUCCUGCUUUCAAACGAGUCUGGAAUUAUUUCCAAAGGGUUCUGGUGAAGAAAUAUGCUUCAGAAAGAAAUGGAGUUAAUGUGAUAAGUGGACCAAUUUUUGACUAUGACUACGAUGGCUUACAUGACACACAAGACAAAAUCAAACAGUAUGUGGAAGGCAGUUCUAUUCCUGUUCCAACUCACUACUACAGUAUCAUCACCAGCUGCCUGGAUUUCACCCAGCCCGCCGACAAGUGUGACGGCCCCCUCUCCGUCUCCUCAUUCAUCCUUCCUCACAGACCGGACAAUGAUGAAAGCUGCAAUAGCUCAGAGGAUGAGUCGAAAUGGGUAGAAGAGCUUAUAAAGAUGCACACGGCUCGGGUGCGGGACAUUGAACAUCUUACUAGUCUGGAUUUCUUCCGCAAGACCAGCCGCAGCUAUUCAGAAAUUCUGACACUAAAGACAUACCUGCAUACAUAUGAGAGCGAGAUUUAA
Messenger RNA from Mesoplodon densirostris (Blainville's beaked whale), 2748 nucleotides. It is a transcript of the gene ENPP2, whose product is annotated as ectonucleotide pyrophosphatase/phosphodiesterase 2. Gene Ontology annotation, biological process: estrous cycle; immune response; phosphatidylcholine catabolic process. Bases 1 to 2748 code for a protein of 915 amino acids. The transcript has 26 exons. Lineage: Eukaryota; Metazoa; Chordata; Mammalia; Artiodactyla; Ziphiidae. The record is from RefSeq and is a predicted model, not a curated record. Gene Ontology annotation, molecular function: calcium ion binding; nucleic acid binding; scavenger receptor activity.